AUGGACCUGCUGGAGUGUCCUCUCUGUCUCUUCCUGAUGUGCGAGCCGGUGACCAUGUCGUGCGGCCACACAUUCUGCCGGAGGUGCGUGGCGAGCUACCUCCCGUCCAAGUGCCCGUCGUGCCGGGAGAGGCUAAAACAAAGAGAGGUGAGGUGCAUGAAGAACAACGUGCUGCUCAUCAGCGUCGCGGAGAAGUGCUGCCCGGACGAGGCGAAGAUGAAGUGCCACAUACUGGAGAAGCUCAAGGCUGAGGAGUUCACAGAAGCUUUACGCAUCGCGAACGAGGGGCUAGACUUAGUCCCAGAAGAUCCUAGUUUGAAGAUGUACAGAGCUGAAGCUAACUGGGGAAUGAUGCAUUUCUCUGACGCUCUGAUAGACUUUGACUACCUCUGCUGCCUUCGUCCAAACUGGACCGAGGGCUUCUUUCGUAAAGGGAAUGUACUGCUUGAAAUGGGUCAGCAGACAGAAGCCCUUGUCCAGUUCCACCAUUGCCUAAAUCUACAAGCUGACUUUGGUCCUGCAAAGAGCCAGAUCAAGAAGAUCCUUGAGGCAGAGGGCGUGGCUGUGCCGGAGGAUGUGUCCUGCAUCUUGCAAGUGGUGUCCGAGUACCUGAAAGAGCCCUGCCCCAUUACAAGCCUCGGUGGCUCUCAGGGGCCAGCUCACACUGAGGGCCUCAAACAUAUGCAUGGGAGUGACAGAGAGGGGAAAGGGAGGAGAGAGGCACACCAGGGCUCCAAGGUGAAGCACGACCUGGGCACCGAGUGCUGCCUCAGCCUCUGCCAAGCUGUUUCCUUCCUUCCUGCUGCUGAAGAGGACGAGGAGAUGAUGAUGAGGAAGGAUGAUGGGCAUGGCAGGGGUGAAAGUAGUCACAGCAGAGAGAAGACUCUCGGUGUUCUCACUGUCUCAGACUUUGAGUGCCCUCUCUGCAUCAGGUUGUUCUUUGAGCCAGUCACUACCCCCUGUGGUCACACCUUCUGUAAAAACUGCAUAGAGAGGAGCCUGGACCACAACCUCCGCUGUCCACUCUGCAAGCAGCCACUGCAAGAGUACUUUAAAAACAGGAAGUACAACCCCACAGUUCUGCUUCAAGACAUCAUGACCCGACUUUUUCCAUCACAGUUGGCUGAGAGGAAGCAGGUCCAUGAGGCUGAGAUGGCCGAGCUGUCCAAUCUUACCAAGGACAUCCCUAUUUUUGUUUGCACGGUGGCGUACCCUGGAGUGCCCUGCCCUCUACACAUAUUCGAGCCUCGGUAUCGGCUAAUGAUGCGUCGCUGCAUGGAAACAGGCACCAAGAAGUUUGGCAUGUGCAGCUAUGAGCAUGGGAAAGGGUUUGCUGAUUAUGGCUGCAUGUUGGAGAUCCUCACUUUGGAGCUGCUGCCUGACGGGCGGUCCUAUGUAGACACAGUGGGUGGCAGCAGAUUCAGGGUGCUGAAGAGAGGUCAGAGAGAUGGAUACCACACCGCUGACAUUGAGUACCUGGAGGACCUCAAGGUUGAUGGUACUGAGCUUGAGCUUUUGCAGCAUCUCCAUGACAGCGUGUACCAGCAGGCUCAGGACUGGUACCAGCGGCUUGGCAGCCGCAUUCGCGAGCAGAUCAACAGACAGUAUGGCACAAUGCCAGACAAGGAGGAAAACAUUCAGGCCUCCUCCAACGGUCCAGCCUGGUGCUGGUGGCUGCUUUCUGUCCUCCAGCUGGACCCCGCCUAUCAGACCACCGUCCUGUCCCUGACCUCACUCAAAGACCGCUUGGGACACCUCCGCCUGGUCCUGGAGUACUUCUCUCAGAGUUAGAUCCCAUGGCUCAGCUGUAUUGUGGCCACAAUCAGCUCAGAGUCAAAUAUUGUGAAGGCAUGAAAUCAAGGACUUACACCACAUAAGUCCAGUUCUGGACUGUGAAUCAUGGAAGGACUGUCUUAAAAGUCACAGCUCAAGGUGAAAUCAUCUGGUCAGCAGCAGAAAGAUAGUAAUUUUUUUACUGAACACAGUUCAGUUGUUCAAAAAUAUUGCUGUUUGGGUUUUCAUAUCUUUCUCGCACCAUUUUCUUCCCGGGAAUGAAAGGUUUCAGAGUAGUUUCUUUGUACUUUCUGCAGCAGCAAGAGCUACAGGGCUGACCAAAGAUGCUUCUUAUUUAGGUCCAUUCAAAGUGGUGAAUUUUUAUUUGUGGUUUGACUCCUUCUUUCAAUAGCAUUACUGAAAAUAGACACUAGAUGUCACCAUUUCUAUCCAAUUAUGAAGAGCAUGAAGAACAUGCAGCAGCAGCCAAACUUGUACAGUUCACUGUACUUUCAUGAGAAGCCUGUUCAAACAGACUGUUUGCAUUGAUAGAGCUACAUUUGGGUUCAGACUAAACCAUGAUGACACACACAAUUUGUGGACAAGUUUUCAGGACUAUGCACAUAAGAGAACGUUUGUGUGCAAUCAUUUGGAAAUAGCUGAAGGGCACUAAUUUGCAAUGGUUACAUUUCUGUUGCAUCUUUUGGCCUUAGCAGCCAUAAACUAUGGCUCAUUUUAUACUAUUGAAAAAUCCUAAAAAGAUCCCUGUUUAGUGUUGGUAAUUAUUGCAAUAAUAAUUUAUAGUGUCACAUUGAAUGGCGGCAGCUGGAGGAUCCUUUUUGUAAUGAGUGAAAGCUGCUAUCAGCUAAAUGUUUGCUAUCAGCUGACAGAAACAAAGUUUUCUGUUAUGACAGUGAGGAGACGCUGCACCUGAACCAGACAUGGAGGUGGGCCAGCUUUGUAUUACACUAUGAAUCUGUGUGAUUAUGUAUGAUCAUGGAUGCAGCACUGUUUGUAUGUGUGCCAGCUGUAAAUACGGAGUCAUUUCUGUCAUUAGGUGAUUGUUUUGGUGUGGUUGUGUCCGCUCCCUCGAGGUGCAGUGAAGCAUCAGUCCCAGGCACCAGUCUUUAACAUCUCUAUAGCAGGGAUAUGCUGUAAAAAAACUGGGGUCUGACUAGGGCUAAGUCCUCCUGCGUUGCCUCUGUGUAGGCCUAAUCACCUACAUCUGGCCCCUACAUCUGUCUGGCCCCUCUACCACCAGUUGUUGGUGCCUUCGAGUGCCUGGGUCAGCUCACCAACAAGAAGUCUUAGAGUCUCCACACCACAUAGAGAAUGGGUUGUGUGAUUUCUUUCUUUUUUUUGCCAUUGAUUUUUAUUGAUAUAGUGCUACAUUCCAUGGAAUGUUGAAACUGCAAUGUAUAGUUAAUUUACUAACGAAUACGGGCUCAACUGGGUGAAACAAAAGAGCUUUUUUUUGUUUUUCUACUUUGAUAAAUGUGCCAUAGAUAUUUCUGUGUUCUGUAUUUUAAGGAAAUAGUCGCUGUGUUUAUGUCCGCAUCAUGGACUCUGAGGAACCCUCACACCUUUUGUAUGACGCAUGGUGAACUACCAUCCCAUCAUGGCCAACAUUUAACUUUGGAUAGUGAGAACUGGCCCAGCGAACACACUGCUAGAUACAGUUUGAACCUGCUAGUGUGAUAUUUUAGAUAUCGGUCUGAAUAAAAGGGGCAAUUCCAAGACUUUAUGCACAAAAAAAAAGUCCCACUAAAGGACAAGCGAAUGGAUGGUCUGAUGGAUACUGGGUUAGCAUUGAUUACCCGGUACACAAGCACUGAACUCUGACCUGGGAACUAACCCUUUACUUGAGACCUCAGUUAAUAUUGUGAAGUUUUGUUUGAGGCCAUGUUGGAUUGAGGUUGAACGUACCAGUUAUCACAGCAUGUCGCCAAAGCUAUUUCACUACAAGUGGUCAGUUUCUUGCUACCUGACACUGAUUAAAGCUCACUCAUAACAAAAGGGAUUGAGAUUUUUAUGGGACUUUUUAACGACCUGCCUCAUGAGCUUUUAGUGGAAGACAGAUAGUCCACUCCUUCCAAGGUGGAUUUCACUCCCUUGUCCUACUUCUUGUCAGAUGAGACCUCAUGUUUUUGCACAGUGAAAUCAUUUUUUCGGGUUUUGUUUUCUGAUCCUCACACAUGUUUAUUUUUUUGAGUCAUGGUUAUUUCUCUUUGUCACUUGUAUGGCUUAAAGGAGACCUAUCAUGCUUCUCAGUUGUUUUUUUUCCAGUAGUUUGUUAUGUUCUUGCGGACUUAAACAAUCUCCAAAGUUCAAAAAGGUCAAAGUGCGCACCAAGAGAAACUCUAUUCUCCCACAGAAAACCAUGCUCCUGAAACGCCUCAUCGGCAGUCCUUUAAUUCUGCGACUUUGUGACACCAAGCUUCAUCACCAUGUCACACAAUUGCGUAAAUCAUGCCUAGUGACUAGUUACACAUGUAAGAAUUGACUUGGCACAGCUGCUCUGUUGUUGUUAGCAGCACAGGCUCAGGCAUGUGCGAGCUGACCAAUCAGAGCAUUAUUUGUGAAGGGGGGGGGCCCUUAAAGCUUGAACAGAGUGACUCAGACAGAGGGGGGAUACAGAGCUGGCGCAUGUAAAAUUUAGUUAUUUUAGUAGUAAAUCAAUAUAAAAUGGUGAACCUGAAAAUUAGCAUAAUAUGUCUCCUUUAAAGAUGCCUUUCAUCAUGAUGAUCAAAGCAAAUGGUAUCAUAUCAAUUCACUGUAAAAAACAGAACUUUAGUGUCUGCACCAGUAUGUGAUUUGCUUCAUGAUUAAUUGCUAAAUAUGUUUAAAGAAACAAGUGAUUUCACUCCCAUAUUUUAGAUCCAACCACAAGCAUAUGAUCUUUUAACCGGUUCAACUUUGGUGCUGCUAAUGCACUGUAGCACAGUCAUGAUUCGUCCGAUUUAGAGUGCAGCUCUUUGCCCCUGCUUAAACCAGCAUAUGUCCACUAUUUGCAUUCUGAUCAGAAAAAGGUCCUAUGACACAGUCAAAACAAUUUGCACUGAAUCCACAUUGUCUCAAACUCAGAACAUGAGCGUAAUGAAUGACCCGUACGUUCCUGGCAGUGAUCCCCUGUGAGAGUGAGUCUUACACUCGCGCACUUGGGGAAAGGCUGUGAAAGGCAGCACGGUGGCAUGCUCUUGCUGUGUGCUGCAGCUUGCAGGAAACAUUGGCUGAUGUGGUCUGAUGGUCAGUGGUCUGUGGGCUGCAUGAGCGACAAAGUGUUGUUAUUCUUUACACCCUGUGCGUGCUUACCUCGAUGUUAGUAAUGAGUACAUUUGAAGCCCCUGAAACUAAAGCAAUUUCUAUCUGACUCAUUUGUAUUCAUUCCUCCGCCCUCCAAGCUAAGAGCAGUAAAUUAUCUUGAUCUGAUUAUUGUUUAUUUGCUUGCCCCCUGGAUGACUUUUUAAAUGUUAUUAUAAAUAAAAGCGUCUCAAGGCAAA
Acanthopagrus latus (yellowfin seabream) is the source of this 5273-nucleotide messenger RNA. It is a transcript of the gene lonrf4, whose product is annotated as LON peptidase N-terminal domain and ring finger 1. The transcript has 12 exons. The record is from RefSeq and is a predicted model, not a curated record. The coding region runs from base 1 to 1791 and encodes 596 amino acids. Lineage: Eukaryota; Metazoa; Chordata; Actinopteri; Spariformes; Sparidae. Gene Ontology annotation, molecular function: protein binding.